Molecule: messenger RNA, 1283 nt
Organism: Linum tenue
Lineage: Eukaryota; Viridiplantae; Streptophyta; Magnoliopsida; Malpighiales; Linaceae
Source: the annotation of a GenBank genome assembly
CCAACUUUACCAAACGUUACUUCUCUUCCCAGCACUCCCCGCGCAAACUUCUCGCGUACUUGUUCAUCGGCGGCAAAAUUGACAAGCACCAGAGCUCCGCCCAGCAACCAGGAAUCAGCGACCAUCAAUCCUCCUCUGAAGGUCACAGUUUUCUUUCCUCCACACAGCCGUUUCGAAUUCCGUUUCCUGUCCCACCAUCAAGAAUCCUCUUCGAAUUCGUCUCCAAUCGGCAAGGGCGACGCCUUGAUACGUUGAAAGAUCGAUAACUUGUGCAUUUGCUGUUUCAAUCAAAUAAGCAAUGCAGCUGGCAGAAUCGGGUAUGUCUACCUCUGGUUUAUAGCAUUGCUGGGAAUUAAUUCAAGGCUAGUAAGUCAAGCUAGACUAUCAUCCAGUCUCAAUACCACAUAUAAAACCACACAAAGCUUAAUUGUAAAGAAUGUUGCUUUUGAUUUUGUUCACUGGUAAUUUUAUAUUGAUUUUCUGCUGAAAUUCCAGCUUUCCUCUUUGUACUUAUAUUGUCCUGGCCUUAAUGUAUAUAUUUACUAAUUCAGGUCAUUCAUUUUGCAGUUUAUUAUUGGAAAUGGACAAAAGUUGGUUGUCGAAAGCACGAGUGAGUACCGCCUAUCGUAAUGGGGUAGAGAGUUUUCUGAACUUUGCAUUUGCUAAAUCGGCUGAGGGAAAUGAGAUUUUGUGUCCCUGUGUGAAGUGCAAGAAUAUGUUUUGGCAAACCAGAAAUGUCGUCAAUGAACACCUGAUUUGUCAUGGAUUUGUGAAGAAGUACUCUAUUUGGACUUUCAACAAAAUAGCUUACCAAGUUCAAAGCACAAAAGAGACUAACAUGCAAAGAACAAAACUCUUGAACAAAACCCAUAAAGCAAUCUAUAUGUCGGUUUUGGGACGCCAUGAGUCAGGCAAUCCACAGAAGGCGAAGACGACUCGAAAAGAAACUAGGAAAAGAAACUGCAAAAAGAGCUUACCUGAUUUGAGUCAGCGGCAGAGGCAAAUACGACUCGAACGAUGGGGAUCAGAAAGCUAUUGCGUGAGAUGCUAGAAUAUCAGCAAAUUUAUUUAUAGUUCUUUAUUCCCAUUAUUUUUGCUGAUUUUGGCGCCAACCAUUGGCGCCAGCAACCUUCCAUCACUUUGAGCCGGCAGCAGUCGAGCAGGAUAGAAGUAAUUAGGCGAGGCGGAUAAUGGAGAGGACAUUACACCUAAAACCUGAUUUGGUUCACCCGCCCAAUAUUCUUAUGAUUAUCCCCGCCUUCUUCUCGAUUCAUGCCUGGAUU